AAUGUGUAGCAACAUGAUGAGAACGAUGGAUAAAAGAAGAAAGAAGAUGAUGGAUUUAGAACAAUUUCAUCACUACCUGACGAUGAGCUAGAUUGAUAUCCCACAUAAGCUGAAUACAGCCAACCCAAUGCCAGGGCGCUCUGACUCGCCAAAGAUAAGGGGACGCCUCAAUAGUAAGUGUGAGACAGAAAGUGUGACUUCUGACAUCUUGGAAGAACAGAAAGAUGGUGAUAUGGGCUUGGAUGCAUCAGAACCUCCAGAACAAAGCCGUCCUAGCACGCCAGAAGUCCAGGUGUGUGAGGAAAAUAAAGAGGACUUGCAGAAAGACUCACAGCAAGAUAGUGAAGAAGCAGAGAGGAAUGAGGAGGAGGAGGAGGAGGAACAAGAGGAACAGGGGGAAGAAGUAGACACAUUAGCUCCCAGGGUGAAAAUUGGUGCAAAUAGACAGAUCAUUCUAGAUGAGACGAGCCUGAAGAUCCGAACGACAGCUGCCAAGAAUAGGGAUGAGAUACUAAGCAAAGCAGAGGUUGUGGAAGAAAGCAACGACUCCAGCCACUAUGGGAAGUGGAACAAGAAGAGGAAGCGGUCCUCCCUUUGA
Molecule: messenger RNA, 598 nt
Organism: Penaeus vannamei (Pacific white shrimp)
Lineage: Eukaryota; Metazoa; Arthropoda; Malacostraca; Decapoda; Penaeidae
Source: RefSeq, a predicted model, not a curated record